Molecule: messenger RNA, 711 nt
Organism: Lathyrus sativus (Indian pea)
Lineage: Eukaryota; Viridiplantae; Streptophyta; Magnoliopsida; Fabales; Fabaceae
Source: the annotation of a GenBank genome assembly
AUGGAUCGCCGGGAAAUAGUCAGUGAGGUAACGCCGGCGUCCAAACCCUCGGCGGUGGAAGCAUCGCCGCCAAUCUCAGCUUCAGAGACCUUCACAGUAAACUUGAUAUGCGGACUGAGUCUGGCUCUAGCCUUCUAUAUAUCCAACAGUCUCUACUCCAUCGAUCUCGUUACCGAUCCUUCUCUCACUCUAUUCCUCAUUUCGAUUAUAGAGCUUCCGAUCGUGAUCCUUCUAUACAGUCGCUAUCGGCAGAAUCGUCAACAAUGCUCGUACCUACGAGCCGUUGGAAGAGGUGUUCUAGGAGUGCCAGUAGGAGCUUUACUAAAUUCAUUAGGAGCUAUUGCUUUGGGGGCACCGGUUACCUUUCAGUGCCUGCCCAAGACUCUAGCUUGGUCUCUUAUGAUGUCAUUGUUCACAACAGUUCCAGCAUCAUGUGUUCUUGGUUCAUCAUGGGCUGACUGGAAACGGAUAUUUGCGCACACAAAGCCGAAUGGAUCUAUUGAGUACCUGAUUUGUUUACAAGCCCAUGGAGCAGUAAUAGGGGGAUGGUUUGGGGCCUGGCCAAUGCCACUUGACUGGGAGAGGCCCUGGCAGGAAUGGCCUAUUUCUGUAAGCUAUGGAACAUUGGCUGGUUACCUAGUGGCAUCAGUUGCAUCAUUAGGCUUUGUUCUUGCUCAUCGUAGUAGGUUGCAACAUGUCAAAAAUGAAUGA